This is a messenger RNA of Gymnodraco acuticeps, 8942 nucleotides long. Its product is annotated as microtubule-associated serine/threonine-protein kinase 1-like. The coding region runs from base 990 to 6167 and encodes 1725 amino acids. Gene Ontology annotation, molecular function: ATP binding; protein binding; magnesium ion binding. Lineage: Eukaryota; Metazoa; Chordata; Actinopteri; Perciformes; Bathydraconidae. The record is from RefSeq and is a predicted model, not a curated record. The transcript is spliced from 27 exons. Gene Ontology annotation, biological process: intracellular signal transduction; peptidyl-serine phosphorylation.
CUGAGGAUGGAGCGAAGCCUGUGCAGCGACCACAGAUCGUUACGCGAGAAAAUCAAUCUUACAUCAGAGAAGAACAUAGUGAACAACAUAUCGUGUACCUGUGAGAAGACAGAAAAACGGACAAAUCUUUGUAUCGAAGGAGGAAAACGCGAGGUGAUCAACCUGCUUUCAGCUCCGACGUGCAUCACCAGAGGGACGUAAAGAGUCGCUACAGAUUGUCAUUGAUCUCGCCUUUUUUUAAAGCUUUGACAGCGCCUGGAUGUGUCAUAAAAUCGAGAUUUGUAGUUGGGCAAUAAUGUGCAAUAUGCAUGCUAUGAACUCCGUGUACAUGCAUGCACUGGAGCUUUCUCAGCCCAGAAAUGGUGUUUGUGCUUUAGCUGCCGUGGACUCCUGUAGUAUGUACGGAUUUCUGCAGCCCGUAGCUUCAAGGAGAGGAUCGUUGUGAGAGGAGCAUUUUACAGGAUGACAAUAGUUGCAUUUUGCUGUAACUGGUGCAAUUUUUACAUUAUUAUUUAAAACUGUGACUCAUACUAGAUGUCUCGGGGAUGACAGAUGUGUGCAAACUUAUUUGUUUCAUCUUAUUUGAGCUUUGAUAAGCUUCAGUCUGACAGUCUGGGCUUCUUCUCUGUCUCUCAGCUGGACUUCUCAUUCAGCAGAUCCCACCACAGAGCAGCCCAUGUCAGUCUCCAUCACUCUCUAACUGCCAGGGUUGAGCACUUUUAUGUAUUUUGAUUGUAAAGUAUUUUUUUUGCGAGACAAGAUACGCUUUUUCGCAAGCUUUCAAUGACCACCCUCACCAAAACAGCAACAAUUGAUCACUGUUUUUCGCUGGUGAUGUUAAAAACGGACGACACAACGCCAAGCAUUUCGGUUUAGUAGUAAAUUGACUCGCUGAAAGCCACGCGAGAGUGGUGCGUCUUCUCGCCCUCGUCACCUGGAAACCACAGGAGCCCACGAGACACUACGACAGGUGACUCCGGACACGCGCCAUGGAUGAUUCUGGGAUCAUCCGAAGACGGAGGCUGCAGAAGGAUCUACCUCUGCCGAGGAAAAGUAGCAGCUGCCGAACCAGUAACCGGAAAAGCCUGAUCCUGACCAGUACGUCGCCCACUCUGCCACGGCCGCACUCUCCACUGCCUGGACACAUAGGAAGCAGUCCAUUGGACAGCCCGCGCAACUUCUCACCGAGUGGACCUGCCCACUUUUCCUUCGCCUCUUCUCGCAGGGCUGAUGGUCGUAGAUGGUCUUUGGCUUCGCUGCCUUCCUCAGGAUAUGGCACCAAUACACCCAGUUCAACGUCCUCCAGCUCCUCCCAGGAGCGGCUGCAUCAGCUGCCCUUCCAGCCGACCAUGGACGAGCUGCACUUCCUGUCGAAGCACUUUGGCAGCACGGAGAGCAUCACGGACGAUGACGGGGGCCGGCGCUCGCCGCACGCCCGCCCUCGCUCCCGAAGCCUCAGCCCCGGGCGCUCUCCAUCCUGCUAUGACAAUGAAAUAAUGAUGAUGAACCAUGUCUACAAGGAGCGCUUCCCCAAGGCCACAGCUCAGAUGGAGGAGAGGCUGGCAGAGUUCAUCCACAGCUUCUCUCCAGAGAGCGUCCUGCCCCUGGCCGAUGGGGUCCUCAGCUUCAUCCACCACCAGGUAGCUGAGCUGUCCAGGGACUGCCUGACCAAAUCUCGCGAGGGUCUCAUCACCAGCGUCUACUUCUGUGAGCUGCAGGAUAACCUGGAGAAGCUGCUGAAUGAUGCUUAUGAGCGCUCGGAGAGUUCGGAGCUCACCUUCGUCAUCGAGCUCUGCAAAAAGCUCUUCAUCAUCAUAUCUCGUCCCGCCAGGCUCCUCGAGUGUUUGGAGUUCAACCCUGAAGAGUUUUACCAUCUGCUGGAGGCAGCGGAGGACCACGCCAAGGAGGGACAGCUGAUGAAGGCGGACAUCCCUCGAUACAUCAUCAACCAGUUGGGGCUGACCAGAGACCCACUGGAGGAAAUCGUGAGCCUGAACAGCUACGACAGUGAGGGCCCACAAACUCCAGAGACCGAUGAAGCAGAGCAGGGAAGAGGGCGGACCAUGAAACCACCGAGUGAAGAAGAUUUUCAGAGCAUCAAACUGAUCAGCAACGGAGCUUAUGGUGCCGUCUACCUGGUGCGCCACAGAGAGACACGUCAGCGUUUUGCAAUGAAGAAGAUCAACAAGCAGAAUCUGAUCCUGAGGAAUCAGAUCCAGCAGGCGUUUGUGGAGAGAGACAUCCUCACCUUCGCCGAGAACCCGUUCGUCGUCUCCAUGUUCUGCUCCUUCGAGUCGCGGAGACAUCUGUGCAUGGUCAUGGAAUAUGUCGAGGGUGGAGACUGUGCCACUCUGUUGAAGAACAUCGGGGCUCUGCCUGUGGAGCUGACCAGGAUGUACUUUGCUGAGACAGUUUUAGCCCUGGAAUACCUGCACAACUAUGGCAUCGUUCAUAGAGACCUCAAACCCGACAAUCUACUGAUCACCUCCAUGGGACACAUCAAACUUACGGACUUCGGCUUGUCGAAGAUGGGUCUAAUGAGCCUCACCACCAACCUGUACGAGGGACACAUUGAAAAAGAUGCGAGAGAGUUCCUGGAUAAGCAGGUGUGUGGUACUCCAGAGUACAUCGCUCCCGAGGUGAUUCUCCGUCAGGGCUACGGGAAGCCGGUGGAUUGGUGGGCUAUGGGCAUCAUCCUCUAUGAGUUCCUGGUGGGCUGCGUGCCUUUCUUUGGAGACACUCCUGAGGAGCUGUUUGGACAGGUCAUCACAGAUGAUAUAGUUUGGCCUAAUGGGGAUGAAGCCCUGCCUGCAGACGCCCAGGACCUCAUCUCUGCCCUGUUGCAGACCAACCCUCUCCUGAGGUUGGGUACAGGCGGAGCGUUUGAGGUGAAGCAGCACGGGUUCUUCACCGAGCUGGACUGGAACAGCCUGCUGAGACAGAAAGCAGAGUUCAUCCCUCACCUGGAGUCAGAGGAGGACACCAGCUACUUUGAUACACGCUCAGAUCGGUAUCAUCACAUCAAUACGUACGACGAGGAUGACACCAAUGACGAUGAGCCCGUGGAGAUCAGACAGUUCUCUUCCUGUUCUCCUCGCUUCAGCAAGGUGUACAGCAGCAUGGAGCAUCUGUCUCAGCUGGAGCAGAAAGCUACGACCUCUGUGUCCCGGCGGGAGCACAAGGGCCCGCGGGAUGACAAGGUCACCAAGAGAGAGAGCCUGGGCAGCUUGAGCAUGAGAGACAAGAGCUGGAGGACUGGGUCCCCCGAGAUGAAGCGCCUGUCUUGUUCAGAGUCCCUCUACACGGACGGGGAUUCCAGCCCCCCUCUUGGUGCUCGCCGGCGCUUCUCAGCACUGAUGGAUACACAUCGUUUUGCCUCGCCUCUAGACACUGAGCCUGACUUCCUGUCCCGCCAGGCACCCAUCAGGGUCCGUGGAACCUCCCUGGAUGGGACCAGCGUCCCCUCCCCGAGCCUCCUGGAGCAGAGGAACAGUCUGAAGGAGAUCAACGGAGCAGACAAAUCCCCUCGACAUGGAGAGACCCCAGGAGUCAGCACAGCUAUAGCCAUAUUAUCCUCAGGUCCUGCAGCAGCCGAUCGUGAUGUGAUGACUCCUCUGUGUGACCCUCUGGGGGCCCGGGCCACCAACGACCUGGUCCUCCGCAGGGCGCGCCAUCAGCAGUUGUCUGGUGAGGGAGAUAAAUGCAACUCCAGGGCUGGAAACAAGGUCAUAAAGUCAGCCUCUGCCACAGCCCUGUCCGUCAUCAUACCAUCAGUGGAGCAGCAUGGCGGCUUCUCUCCGCUGGCCAGCCCCAUGUCUCCCCACUCCUUCUCCUCCAACCCCUCGUCCCGGGACUCUUCACCCAGCAGGGACUUCUGCCCGGCCGUCAGCGUGCUGCGCUCCCCCAUCACCAUCCAGCGCUCUGGGAAGAAGUACGGCUUCACUCUCAGGGCCAUCAGGGUCUACAUUGGAGACAGUGACAUCUACAGCGUGCAUCAUAUUGUUUGGCAUGUGGAGGAGGGCGGCCCCGCACAGGAAGCUGACCUGUGUGCCGGUGACCUCAUCACACAUGUCAACGGGGAGUCGGUCCACGGUCUGGUCCACACUGAAGUGGUGGAGCUCAUCCUGAAGAGUGGAAACAAGGUGACGGUGACGACCACUCCUUUUGAGAACACCUCCAUUAAAGUGGGGCCCGCUCGCAAGGCCAGCUACAAGUGUAAGAUGGCUCGACGCAGCAAGAGGACCAUGGGCAAGGACGGCCAGGAGAGUAAGAAGCGUAGCUCCUUGUUCCGUAAGAUCACAAAGCAGUCCAAUCUGCUGCACACCAGCCGCAGCCUGUCCUGUUUGAAUCGCCCCCUGUCCUCCAGUGAGAGUCUGCCUGGCUCUCCAACUCACAGCUUGUCUGCCCGAUCCCCGACGCAGGGCUACCGCUCCACACCUGAGUCCUCAUACCUGGGUGCCUCCUCCCUGAGCAGCUCUCCAGCCUCCAGCACCCCAAACUCCCCCGCUCCCUCUCAGCACAUGAGGCCCAGCUCCCUGCACGGCCUCUCCCCCAAACUCCACCGGCAGUAUCGCUCUGCCCGUUGUAAGUCUGCAGGUAACAUCCCCCUGUCCCCUCUCGCCCACACCCCCUCUCCUACCCAGUCUUCUCCUCCACCGUUGCCUGGCCACACGGUGGGGAGCUCCAACACCACUCAGUCCUUUCCCGUGAAGCUCCACUCCUCGCCACCGGUGGUCCGUCCAAGGCCCAAGAGUGCUGAACCCCCCCGAUCGCCUCUUCUCAAACGGGUGCAGUCAGCAGAGAAGCUGGGCUCGCCUCUGACCCAGUCCAGCUCUGGGGGGCUCGGGGGUCCGCUGAGGAAGCACAGCCUAGAGGUGCAGCACUCUGAGUAUCGUAAGGAUGCUUUCCUCUGUGAGCUCGGCCUCCAGAGCCUGCUGGAGACAGAGGGGGAACAUUUGCCUCAAAAUCCUCCACCCCUGCCCUCAUCCUCUACAAGUCCAGAGACGGGUGUCCUGAAGCCUGUAAGGAGACUAGGGAGACAGGAGUCACCGUUAAGCAGGGAAACACUGCUGGCUGGGAGGGAUAGGGAAGAGAGGGAGAGAGGAAGGGAAAGGGAAAGGGAGAAAGACAGGGCGACUGAUUCAGUCCUGGAGAGAUUGGGUCGGCUUGGAGGAACAUCAUCCCAGUCACCGUUAACAAGAAAACCUCAAACAAGUGAUCUGUCGUUUAGCCCGCAUGCUGGCCAGAGCUCCAGACUAAAUGCAGAAACCACAAAAACUACAACUUCCAGCACCCCUACCAAAACAACAGGAAGUCUAGGUGGUCAUAAGGAACCUGAAAGAAUUCCCCAUAGUCCGUCAGACUUGAAUUCAAAACAGCAAGACUACCAGGCAGCCAAACAUUUUUCACCUUACAGUAGAGAGCCCCAGGAGCAGCUAUGGGGCAGAACUGAACCAAAGCAGGAAGGAGAUAACAGAAACAGGCCUGGUCCGCUUAGUCCCGCCUUCACUAAGAGCUCUGCUUCUACUCCAGAUAAAUCAAUCUCCAUCAACGCAGUGAAAGCAGGUUUUCUCAGCAUGAACAAAACCUUUAAACCACCAGGUAUGGGGGACAGUCUGAGAAAGGCAGGAGCAGAGAGCAUUGACUCAAGGACUCCAGACUUUGGCUCCAAAAGCCCCAAACUCCCAGUUCGCGUUCUCGCUCCAGUCGUCCCCCCACAUGGGCCGCCGCUCUCGCUGGGCAAGGUAAGGCAGGGGCUUGGGCCGGUCAACUGCUACCGGGGAACCCUAGACUGGGAGGACAAAUGUCGUCUGGAGGUGGUGGAGGAGCAUUCGCCUUCCCCCUCUCCCUCCCCGACUUCUGUCGCCCCCUCUCUCUGCGGACCUUCCCUCUGUAAGUCCAGGCCUGUCUCCCCCGGUGAAAAGACGAGCUUCGUCAGCCAGCUGACCACUGUGGCCAAAAAUGUCCUCGGGCCAAUCAAGCUUGGCUCCCAGGAAUCGUCCAAGAGCAAAGACCUGCAGACUAAAGCAGCCGAGGAGAGGCAUGGAGGCUCAGCAGUAAAGUCUGACACUCCUGCAGGAGGUCGAGGGGCUUCGGUGGUCACCCAGAGUCCAGCUGGUUCAACACUAGAGAGGGCUGCAAAAGGUAGCAGCCAAUCAAAAAUGUGACCAAAUGGGACUUUAAAAGAGUAAAAGGAAAGAAAAUAUGCCUUUUUUUUUGGAAUAACAAUGUAAUAGAAGUCAAGCACUUAAAAACAAUGUACAUUCCAGUGACAGAGUAUAUAAAAUGUUAUUUAUUUAUUCCAAUCAUUGACUGAUUCUAACUUAAAACCAGGAGAAAAAUUAUCUACUGUUAAGGUGCAUUAUCUGUUGAUUUUCUAUUUUAAAGUAUUUAAUAAGAAGACUCUUAAUGUAAUGUGGAACACUUUAUCAGAUGUAUAUGUGUGUGGGUCUAUGUGAAUGCAUGUCCUAUGGUAUGUACUGUACAUCUAUUAAAGGUACAAGAAGGUCAACAAGUGCUUUACCGAUCAAAACAUGCUGAAAACUGUGAAUACCAAAUCCAGUCACUCUAUUUGUGUCUUUCAAGCUGCCCUUUUUCAAUGUACUGCUUUUCAAACAGGACAAUGAUGAACUGAGUCACAGUCCAAUUGUAAUUUUGCAUCAAGCUACAGAAAUGACACACUGCCUCAGUUUGGCUACAGCGGGGUAAACAUGAUAAAGCUCAUUUCUUCUUCAUCCAGCAGUUUACUGAGUUACUGUGCACGGUCAGACAAAUCCAGAGCAGGCCCACUGUCACUGGAUGUCACGUCAAGCACUGUCCAGCUCUGUCUGUCGCAUGGGAUUGUGUGUAUAUGUGUGUUUGUGUGUGUAUGAAGCCACCUUGGGUCUAUUUCUGGUGGUUCUUGAAGGCUGUGUCCGUCUGCAUAGGAAAGCGAGUUUGACAGUGCUCAGGCUCAGCGCUUAUCUCCCCUUUGCAGGAGGGCUACCACAGCUCUUUUCUCCCCAUGCCUCUGACUGCAGCCGACACACAAACACAUGUACACACACACACACAUUGCCACAGGAGGCAGCAAUGUCAGCAGCUAAUUGUCAUGCAUUCAAACCCAUGCUCCAUGAAUUGGGACGUGAGUGUGUGUGCGAGUGAGUGACUUAAGAUGUGUGUGAGAACGUGUGUCUUUUUAAGCGGCAAUAACACUCAGCAAGGGCCAUCAUAACUGAAAGAAAACUGGCAGCAGAUCCAUCCAGUAAACAGUUACAGGCUUCACUGCUACUUUGUUUACAAACCACGCAGUGAUAACUUAUGUGGAUAUAUUAAAAGGAUUGCAAGCACAUAUUGGGUGGAUUCAUAUGUUGUUUUGAGCCAAAACAGGAAAAUCAGGCAGUCAUGGAUGUAGCAUACUGUAUUGUGUUUGUUAAAGGGCUCUUUAGCUAAGGUAGGGGUAGUGGAUAUGGGCAUGGUACUGUAUAUCAAACAAGUUUAUCUGCAUUAUAAUCAGAAUGACUGUAUCGUGUUAGGUAGUCAAGAUUGAUUCAUGUAACGCUCACAUUGUAACAUACUGACAAAGAUUUGCUGAAAAGUAUAAAAUGUUCUCCUGACAAACAACUUGUGCUCUUCUCCCACUGUUGUAUUCAUAUCCUUAGUAGUUAAUUCUCAGUAACCAUCCAUUGUACAUAAUCUUAUGCAAAUCAAUUACAGAUGUGGUUACGACUGCUGUCACUAAACUGCUAAUAGCUGAUUUUUUGAAGGAAGUAAAUCUGUCAAAUUAUUUAAUCCAUCUUUGAUUUGAUACCUCACUCUGUGACAGUUAUUUAUUAAAACAACUUUGAUUAUUUGAAGGUCUACAAAUGUAAACUGAUUCAACCAACAACAGCAACUUCACACAGAGGAAGAAGUUAAUUGACUGGAAUUUGUUUUUAAGUCCAAAAGGAAAAAAGUCUAACAUUUGUUCCCAAUCUGUUUUGCUAUGCUGGGAGCAGUUGCUCAUAAUUUCGUUUUUUAUUUGUUGGAAAAACUGAAACAAAGAGCUGGAUGUGGCUAAUAGCUAUUCUAUUCUGUGGGAAGUCGAUUUGGCUGGUCUUUUUACAUUCGUAGUUUUUAUUUAAAAGAAGGCUGUUAGCAAUUUAUUCUUGAAUCUAACAAUGUUUGAGGUACCAAUCUUUUGACAUGAGAAAGUUCCGGCCAUGCACUAACCAUUUCUUUUUGUGUGGCAUUGUACACUACUGCCCUCCAGUGGACAACAUAUCGACUAUUAAACAUGUUUCCAUAAAAUGUUCUUUUUAGUAAUCAAGCCAAGACCACCAAAAUACUGCAGAAUGGACUUUAUUAGCCAUAGGGUUACUGAUUAUGCAUUUGUUUUAAUGACAAAAUAUUUGCAGUUAUUAUCAAAUGGACACUUGAAACAUGGAUGAAUUCCCUUUCUGUUGUUGUGUUCUUCGCGUGACUGUUAAUUGUAUCUUCUGGAAUAGGGAUUAACAUUUUUAAUAUAAUAUACUGUCUUAUAUAUUCUACUGAUAGGACGCAGUUCUUUUUUUAUCUUGAUGUAAUAAAUGAGUCAUCAGGUCAGCUCUGAUCACCUGAUUGGAAAAACGAACUGUAAUGUAAUCUUAUACAGCUAUUAUGCCCUCUUUCAGGCCUUUUCCCAAUCAAUGAUGUCUAUGCUAGUGUUACAUGUUUGAGAUUUUUUUUUGUGAUUGACAGCGAUAGUAGUAUAAAUGCACUUUAUUUGAAAAGGAAAUCUUCAUUUGCUGGUAUUGUUUGUAAGUUAUUUUGAAGAAAAAUAAAAUAUACUGUAUACAUAUAUGGAUUCUACAGUAUAAAAAGCAUUCCACAUUUCUCUGUUCACUGAAGUGUAUUUAUUUGUACCAUGAGGCAUUUUGUUUAUGAUAGAUGUGAUUCAAAUGCAGACACCUGAAGUGCAGUAUGUGGAAUAAAAUUCUGAGAUU